This is a messenger RNA of Lotus japonicus, 1171 nucleotides long. Its product is annotated as isoflavone reductase homolog. The transcript is spliced from 4 exons. The record is from RefSeq and is a predicted model, not a curated record. Gene Ontology annotation, molecular function: oxidoreductase activity. Lineage: Eukaryota; Viridiplantae; Streptophyta; Magnoliopsida; Fabales; Fabaceae. Bases 104 to 1042 code for a protein of 312 amino acids.
GGGAGUGGCUGCUGAAGAAUUCAUAAUAAAAGCCCAAUUCAAGGACCCCAAAACAUUGAAGUAAAAGGGUAGAGAAAGAAACAGAGAGAGUGUGAGAAAGGAAAUGGAAAAGAGCAAGGUUCUUGUUGUGGGAGGAACAGGGUACAUAGGGAGGAGAAUAGUGAAGGCAAGUCUAGAACAGGGUCAUGAAACCUAUGUACUUCAGCGUCCAGAACUUGGUCUUCAAAUAGAGAAGCUGCAGAUGCUGCUCUCAUUCAAGAAGCAAGGUGCUCAUCUUGUUAAGGCUUCUUUCUCAGAUCACAAGAGCCUUGUGGAUGCGGUGAAGAAGGUUGAUGUUGUCAUCAGUGCCAUCUCUGGUGUUCAUAUCAGGACUCACUGCAUCAGCUUGCAGCUCAAAUUGAUUGAUGCCAUUAAGGAAGCUGGCAAUGUUAAGCGUUUCUUACCUUCUGAAUUUGGCCUAGACUCAGCUAGGAUGGGACACGCAUUAGAACCAGGAAGGGUAACAUUUGAUGACAAAAUGGCUAUAAGGAAAGCAAUUGAAGAAGCUAACAUCCCUUUCACUUACAUCUCUGCAAACCUUUUUGCUGGAUACUUUGCUGGCAGCCUCUCUCAAAUGGGGUCUUUUGUGCCUCCAAGGGAAAAGGUGCAUCUCUUUGGAGAUGGCACACAAAAAGCUGUUUUUAUGGAUGAAGAUGAUGUUGCUACAUAUACAAUAAAGACAAUAGAUGAUCCUAGUACCUUAAACAAAACAUUGUACAUGAGGCCACCACAAAAUGUUCUCUCCCAAGGAGAGCUUAUUGGAAUUUGGGAGAAACUUAUUGGAAAGGAACUGGAGAAGACAUACAUACCUGCUGAAGAGUUUCUUACAAUAUUGAAAGGGUUGGAUUAUAAACUUCAAGUAGCAAUGGGACACUUCCUCCAUAUUUUCUACGAGGGAUGCAUAACAAAUUUUGAAAUUGGAGACGAUGGAGAAGAAGCAUCAAAGCUUUACCCUGAAGUGAACUACACACGCAUGGAUGAGUACCUCAAAAUUUAUGUGUAAAAUGAAAUCUCUGUAUGAGGUCACUGGUUCAAGCAUGAACGUGAUUGUUGGUUAAAAUAACAUUAAUUUAAGCAGAUUUUGUGCUUAUAGAUUGGUGGAGAAUAAACUAGAUUUCUCGUUGAAUGUCAA